Messenger RNA from Mobula hypostoma (lesser devil ray), 2480 nucleotides. RefSeq names its product allograft inflammatory factor 1-like. Gene Ontology annotation, biological process: ruffle assembly; actin filament bundle assembly. The transcript has 6 exons. The record is from RefSeq and is a predicted model, not a curated record. Gene Ontology annotation, cellular component: actin filament; ruffle membrane. The coding region runs from base 126 to 653 and encodes 175 amino acids. Gene Ontology annotation, molecular function: actin filament binding; calcium ion binding. Lineage: Eukaryota; Metazoa; Chordata; Chondrichthyes; Myliobatiformes; Myliobatidae.
CACCCUUCCCACAGCGGGCGUGUGGUCCCGGGACAUUUCACUGCUGGGAGCGGCGCAGCUCCUCACUAUGAGCCUUUGAUUCGGCGAGUUAGGGCCGGGGCUGAGUACCCCACUCGCUUCUCAAGAUGCCUUCGGGACAACAGGCGCAGGGUGGCAAAAUGUUCGGGAUCCUGAAAGCGCAACAGGAGGAGCGAUUGGCUAGUGUUAAUAAGGAGUUUCUGGAAGACCAAAAGUACCAAGAUGAAGAAAAUUUAGCAGAAAAUCUGGAAUCUUUCAAAAAGAAAUAUAUGGAGUUUGAUCUCAAUGACCAAGGUGACAUUGGAAUGUACUUUGUAGACUUUGUCAGGGUUGUGCACUUUGAAGAAUUGCUGAUGAUUUUCUGCACUGCUCGUAUUGACUUAGACUUGAUGAGCUUGAAGCAGAUGCUGGAGAAACUUGGAGUUCCCAAGACUCACCUGGAAGUAAAGAAGAUGAUUUCAGAGGCUACUGGUGGCAGCAGCGAGACUAUCUCUUACCGCAACUUUGUCAUCAUGAUGCUGGGCAAGCGUUCCACGGUCCUCAGAUUAAUUAUGAUGUUUGAAGGAAAAAGUGACGGAAAUGGUUCAAAACCCACAAGACCUCCUGCUAAGAGGGACAUCUCCAGCCUCCCGUGACUCUGAGCUGCUGAUGAAGAACUGGGAACGACAACGCACCUGUCUUGGAUUGUCAGUAGCCUUGUGGGAUGUUUUAUCUUGGCCUUUUUGAGGUGGUGGGUGAGUGGAAUUGCAGCAAACUAAGCUCUUUGCAGCCCCUGUCAGUCAAGACUCAGCAUUCUUAUCUGCUAUUUUUCAAAUUCAUCUUAUUGCGUAAUUAUCAAUCUAACAUUAUCCGGCAGGCUCGGCCAGUUUUGGAUAUAGUAAUGCCCUUUUCGUUGCAGUCCCCUAAUCUUCAAUAUUUAAGUUUCACGUUUGGUUCCUUGGGUAGCAUUGUUACUUUGGAGCGAGGAAGAUGUAGUUUCGAACUCCAAGGACUUCAGUCCCCAGUCCAUACUACCAACAUCUUUCCCAAGGUGUGCAGCAUCAUCGGAGGUGCAGUUUUUGGAUAAAUCCUAACUGUUCUCCGAGGUAGAUGUAAAAGGUUCCCCUUGCAUGUGUUUGAAGAAAAGGUGGUUUCUAUAUAGUGUCCUGGUUGAGGAUUUUCCCUGACCAACACCAUCACAGUAGAUUAUUGGGUCAUUAUACCAAUACUAGGAGCUUGCUGCAUAUGCAGUACUCAUUACCAUUCUUGCCCUUUAAAAAUAGUAAUUUUUUGUGAAGAACUUUGGGAUAUCCCGGGUUGCACAAUGUGCCAUAUGAAAAUCCAAGUUUACUUCCUCUUGCACCAAUCUGAUUACUUUUCAAAGCCCGGUGAGGUAUUUUUCAAAUAGAUCGGUACUCCAGUUCCUUCCUAUCCCUCAGUAAGUUGCUGCUAUUUCAUGUGGUGCUCAUUAUAUCUGGUGGCACUACCUUAAACAAUGGUAUGGGAGGGGUAAUCAGAGAUAACCCACCUCUAUGCUUAAUUGCAGCCCAUUUGGCCUAAUUUCUAUCUACUAUCUUCCAUUUGGUGUAUGAUUUGAUUAACUUAGUUUUAGGAUCCCACGUUCCAGUCUCAACAGAAGUGGAAGUAUUUUCUCUUGCACCUACAUGAGAAAAUAUUUUCUUAACCUUAUAAAGAUUUCCUGCAGAUCACACCACAGUCAAGACAAAGUUGCUCCAACCUGAGUGAAUAAAAUUUGAGAAUUAUCAAUGCAAGAGAUUCUGCAGAUGCUGGAAAUCCAGAGCUACGCACACAAAAUGCUGGAGGAACUCAGCAGGUCACGUGAACACAAGAGAUUCUGCAGAUGCUGGAAAUCCAGCGCAAUGUGUACAAAAUGCUGGAGGAACUCAGCAUGUUAUAAACACGAGAUUCUGUACAUACUGGGAAUCCAGAGCAACACACAACCUGCUGAGUUCCUCCAGCAUUUGUGCAUGAGAGUGAUAGAUUUUUGGAUGCUUAAGGGGUGUUGGGUUCUGGCAAGUGUGGGGGACUGAGAAUGAUGAUCAACCGUAAUACUUACACGUGAGGAAGGAUUAUAUGGACUUCUAUGUGACUGCACCAAUAUGAUCUCAAUAUAUACUCUUGCCAGCAUUAAAUGAGUAAUCUCAAGAGUUCUGGUUUCACUGUUGUAAAUCCUUUUUGCUUUUGUAAUAUUUAAUGUUUUGUUAAUAAUCUUUGAUUAAGUUGGCCAAUACCACACCAUUUCUGCCACCUUUCCUGCCUCUGAUGUACAAUUUAUUUCUCAUUCUCUCAGCUCAUUGGUUUUGACUUUAGGAAAUAGUUUCUGCUUAUUCUCUGUUCACCUCCCUGUAUGUGGAAGUUUCAGUAUAUUGUGUUGUAGGAAUAAUGAUUCAUUCCAUGAUUUUGUACAGCUUCAGACACCGAAUAAACCAAUUAUUUAACGGAAGUUAGUCUCACUUUGUUCA